Molecule: messenger RNA, 1917 nt
Organism: Triticum turgidum subsp. durum (durum wheat)
Lineage: Eukaryota; Viridiplantae; Streptophyta; Magnoliopsida; Poales; Poaceae
Source: the annotation of a GenBank genome assembly
AUGAGUGGGAAUCUCGUCCUGUUCCAGGACAGAACAAAGCAUGCAGUAUACAUUAACAAGAAUUUAAAAGAUUUCACAGAAGAUGCUAUUGAAAGAAUUACUAGCAACUACAGCAUUCCUAUCGGAAAAGGUGGUUUUGGAGAAGUCUUUAAAGGAGUCCUUGAUGAUGAGCUAGUUGCUGUGAAGAGAUAUAUCCGCCAAGAGUUGAGAGAAGAGUUUAUGGAUGAAGUAAGCAUCCAUAGUCAAAUGAGCCACAGGAAUGUGGUGAAUCUCAUUGGCUAUUGUAUUGGGGAAAAUACCCUAACAAUGGUAACUGAGUUUAUCUCCAAAGGAAACCUCGAUGACAUACUCCACAACAGUAGUACUUCCAUCCCUUUGGAUAUAAGAUUGGGUAUUGCUAUAGGCUGUGCAGAAGCAUUGAGCUACAUGCAUUCGAUGCAUUUAUCAGGUGACAACCUUGUAUGUCAUGGCGAUAUUAAACCUGCCAACAUACUUCUAGAUGCCAAUCUUACAGCAAAAGUAUCAGAUUUUGGACUGUCGAGGCUUCUUUUAGGAGGCAUCACUCAAUACACUAGGAAUGUAAAAGGAAGUAUAGAUUACAUGGAUCCUAUAUAUCUUCGAGAGGGACGUCUUACCCCAAAGAGUGAUGUAUAUAGUUUUGGAGCUGUGCUCUUGGAAUUAAUAGCUAGGAAAAGGGUAAAAGAGGGUAGCUGUAGCCUCAUAUCGACUUUCAGUAAUGCCCGUGGUAAAGGUGAAUGGUCGAGGGACCUUUUUGACAGAGAAAUAAUUAGUGCAGGCAAUAUAAAGAUUCUUGAGGAAAUAGGAAAACUGGCAACUGAAUGCCUGACAUUGGACAUUCAUAAACGUCCCAGAAUUACUGAUGUGGCUAAACGCCUUUUAUUGCUGUGGAGACAAGAAAAACGGGAGUUCUUUUUUAGAACAGAAAGUGUUGGCACAAGCAACUUAAUGAGAUGUUUGGGCAGUUUUGAGAUGGAUGUUGCCAAUUCUGAGAUACUAGCAAAGCUUGGCAACAUGCGAUUUUUCACUGAGAAGCAGGUAAUUGAAGUCACACGGAACUUCUCAUGUCUAUGUAGUGAAGGUUGGUUAGCUGAGGUCUACAAAGGCACUCUAGAGGAUAACACAGUGGUGGCAGUAAAGAAAUCUGUUGAUGCAUAUGAGGAGCAUAUAAUUCAUUUUGUCAAUGGAGUGAUGAUCCAUGCUCAACUCAUCCACACGAAUAUCAUCAAACUGUUCGGCGUCUGCUUGGAGGUUGGUAUUCCAAUUUUCCUAUAUGAGUAUGCUGCUGAAGGCAAUCUUUCAGACCUCCUGAAUGGUAGCAAACAUUUCCCCCUGGAAUUGCGGCUGGAGAUUGCAAUCGGAACUGCAAAAGCAUUAGCAUACAUGCACUCAUCUGAUUCUGGUUGCAUCAGACAUGGUAGUGUCAACCCUUCCAAUAUACUUCUAGAUCAUAACUUCUCGCCAAAGGUCUCAGGUUUUUCACUCUCAAGGGCGCUUACCAUUGAGUACAAUUAUGAUGACUCUGUAGUCGUUCAAAGGCACUACAGCGACCCAAGCUUCGUACAAUGUGGGCUUCUUACAGUCAAAAGCGAUGUGUACAGCUUCGGGAUUAUUCUCAUGGAACUCAUUAGCAGGAAGCUCUCAACAUAUGAUGAAGAUUGUGAACUAACAGACCUUGUUAUCCUGUAUAACAAAGCAUAUGAUUCAGAGAAGAGAGGAGCGGCGAUGUUUGAUAAGGAUAUCACAGCCGAUAAAGACAUCAUACUGCUUGAAGACAUUGGGAAGCUAGCAAUUGAGUGCACGAAACUGGGACCAGAUCUUAGGCCAACAAUGAAGGAGGUGGCAGAACGCCUCGAGAUUCUUAGAGCAUCUUGGGGCAAAGCUAGCCAAGGGAGGUAG